AUGAAUUUAAUCGAUUAAAUAUUUACGAUAGGAAAUGAUCUUUCAGGGAGUUAAAUAUAUGCUAUAUGUAGGAAAUGGUAUUAAGAAUAUUUAUAGUUUAGGUAUGAAUAAUUUAAUGAGGAUAUUAGUAAUUCUAAUCCUAACUUCUGUAAAAUUGAUAACUAUUCUCUUUGGUAUAAUUUAAUAGUAUUAAAUAUAGUAUUUGUUAAGAGGAACAAGUGUAAUUAAAUAACAUAAUGAACAAUUUUAAAAGGGAGUUUGGUAUACAGGCAUAAAUUAUACAAUAAAACUCAUUAGAGUAAAUUCUAAAAGUUGAUAAGUGUAAUUAAGCUCAAUACGUAAGUAAAGCUCUUUGGGAUAUCUUAAUAGAGUAAGCAAAAGGAGGUAUAUAAUUAGAAUAUGGUGAAAUAUAGGUCCUUGCAUUCCAUUAUACACUAUGAGUAGAUAGGAAUCAAAUGUAGUACGGACAAUGUUUAGAAACCUUAGAUUUAUGACGAAUUAAGAUAUUGAAGAUUUAUCACCUAAUUUAGAAGUUCCAUUAGAUAUGAUAUAAAUGGAGUUUCUUAUUUAAACAGAAGAUGAAUCAUUCAUUUAUAUUACGAAAGUUGUCCCUUUAGCAUUUACAAUAGAAUAAUUAAUAACUAAAAUACUAACACCUCUUUUCGAUCUUUCGAAUCUUAUGUGCUAUAAUUACUAUUCUAAAUAAUUCUUAAAUAAUAAAAGUUUAACAUUUAUUUAUGAAUUAUAAAUCAAGUAGCUUUGGUUUCUCAAAAAUAAUGUGACCAUUUUAAAUGGAGGAAUUAAAUUCGAUGAAAAUUUGGAUGAAAUUUAAAUGAGGGAAGACUUCUAAAAUCUCAAAACAGGUUCUACUGAAUCUACAACUGAAUCUAGAAUACCAUCCUUACUAGAUAUUUCAUAAUAAUCAUAACCUAAUCCUCUUCUUGAAUUCGAAGAUGAAGGGAAUCAUAGUAAUCUAAGUAAAUUUUAUUUAUAUAUUAUUAUCAGUGCUUAAAGAAUUGUAUGAUUUCAAAAUAGAAAUUAGCACUACACUUAAAAACAAUUAUAACUAACCAUUAAUACUUCUUAAAUAUGAAUAGGCUAUCGAAAAUAUUAAUUAAAUUAUUUAAUAGAUAGAAUAAGAUAAUUGCUUUAAAAAAGAAUAAUAAGAAGAAGGAACUAAUGAUGAACUAAUCGAAUAAGAUAUAUGAUUUCAUUAAACACAC
Molecule: messenger RNA, 1223 nt
Organism: Paramecium sonneborni
Lineage: Eukaryota; Ciliophora; Oligohymenophorea; Peniculida; Parameciidae
Source: the annotation of a GenBank genome assembly